GACAGAUGCACCGCAUUGUCAAGCCAUAAUGGAGGGAAGCAAAGAAAAGAGAUGCUCUGUAUGAUUAGCCCAAGAUAUCGAUCCUUCCCGUCCGGGAACUCCAGGGAAUUUACUGUAACUUCAGAUCAACGCUCUUUCCUCUUGCUGUCAUUGAUAGGUCUCAAUGUCAUUGUCAACUGUUUGAAUCUGCAACCAAUUGUAUCAGUAUUUACAGGAUCAGAAGUGAUCGGAGGGAGAGAUUUCGCAGUGAUAUCUUCUGUUUCAGAGACACACUGACUUAGUGACUGACUAACUCUGAUAUCUCAGCUCACCAGAGAGUACUGAGGGGGUUGCAGCGAGGCAAGGAGGGAGGGAGGGUGGAUGACGGCGAGAGCGUGUUGGAGGCGCACACACACACACGCUCUCGCAUACAGCCUUACAGAGACAGGAGGGCAGAGACACGGAGAAGAAGAGGAGUGAGAGAGAGAGAGAAGGAGAGAAUGUCUGCUGAGAGGGUGCCUCUCGUUCCUCGUUCACAAACCGGCCCUCGCUGAGACACCAUGGGCUGUAUCGGCUCCCGCACCAUCACGGCGGAUGCAGUUCCCGUUCGGAAAGAUGGGGAGCAGCAGGGACGUGCCGAGUUUUCCUGGGAAGGAAUCAAUCUGUCCAUGGAGGACACCACCUCCAUUUUGCCCCGUCUGAAGCGGAACUCCAACGCCUAUGGGAUUGGAGCUCUGGCUAAGUCCUCUCUGACAGGUGUGUCAGGGGUUACCAGAUCAAUGAAGGACAAAGUGACCAAGCCCACUGCCAUGGCUCAGGGUCGCGUGGCCCACAUGAUUGAGUGGCAGAGCUGGGGCAAACCAUCCGCAGGGCCGGAGGGGGGAGCGGGACGCUCCAAUCUAAUCCGCGAGAGGGAGAGACGGCUUGAAAACGACGCUUAUAGUGACUUGAGUGAUGGAGAAAAAGAGGCACGGAUGGCAGCGGGUGUCAUGCAGCAGUUUGCCAUCUCUGAGGCCACACUUUUAGCCUGGAACUCACUGGAUGGAGAGAGUCUGUGUGCCGACUCGAACCAGGGCAGCGUGGCUCAUCUUAGCGAGGUCAACCAGGAGAGCAUCACCAGCAGAGACCAGCCGUUGCAUCACUCCUCUGCAGAAGUGUGGCCUCACACCUACGUCUCCCAGGGCCUUUACUGUCUCUCCUCCUCCGAUGCCUGGGAGCCAAUCAGCAACGAGCCCUCGGGCGUGGCUUCUCCCGCCGCUGGCUCUUACAUCAUGGCGGGCGGGGCUUCGGGUGAGGGUUUUGAUGGCCACUAUCUGACACAGCAGCAGAUGACGCUACAGCAGCAGAACCACUUCCAGCAGCUCCAACAGUAUCAGCAGUACCAGCAGCAGCAGCUCCUGCAGUACCAACAGUCUUUGGAGCACCGACUGCACAGCGCCUCCCAUUCUUUACAAGCCACGCCCAACAGCACUAUUCACAGUUUGGGUCCGCCCACCCACCCGCGAUUGGCUGACCUGUGGGCGGCGGCUCAGGUGGAGCCCCAUCAAGUGGAGAUGUUGGGACACAUGGGGGCCACCAUGGCUGAAAUGGGAAUGGCAGAAGUGUAUGGCGAGGAGCCUGUUUUAGAGACCGAAUGCAUCCCGGAGCAGCAAGAGGAGGAGGAAAUCAAGGAGGAUGACAUAACGCUUACCCUUGAACCUGAAUUGACCUCCGUCACCCCCGCUCUGACCCCUCCGCCCCAGCCCCAGAGAGAGGACUCCACUCCGCCUGCAGGCCUGAGCCCGGGACAAGCACCAGCAGAACCCAUGGCUGAGCACAUCACCUACGAUGUCACAUCGUGCGUCGUCCAAUCGCUGGAGGAGAAGGAGGAAGAGGUGGAGGAUGGGGCUAUGCUUGUUGUGGCAACCAACUGACGGAGCGAGGAACAAAUAAACCCAAACUGUCUGUGAAAUAAUCAACCAGUUAAGCUAUUGUAUACGCCCUUUUACCCCAGAUGUGUACUCGUACGGACUGUCACAUCAGGAUCUAUUUGUUAUUAAACGCUGAAGGAAUACGCUCUCAAAGCGCCGGGCGCAUAUAGAGACUAAAUAUGGAAGAGCGUCAAAGCCCAGGAUGACGCAUCAUAUGUGCUGCUGCUGCUGCAUCUGCUGAUUUACGAUGGGAGCGCUGGAAUUCGAGGCCACUUGCAAAUCAAGAGUGCAAUACUGAGAAAUCAAUACAACCAAAAGAAAGUGCAUGCAUUUUUUGGGGAGGGAAGGGGAGUAUUUAAGUGACUGAACAGUACCCACAUAGUAAUAAUACAUAUAUUGAUUUUUGUAAUAAAACUAAAAGCCAAUGAAACAUGAUGUAUUUGUAUGUAUAUAUUACAUGUAUGUACUGUAUGUAUGUAUGUUAGUAUGAAUGUAUGAAUGUAUGCGUCUUUAAAAGGUAUAUCCUGGAAAAAAAAAUGUUACGAAUUUGCCGUUUGCGUGAAGUGUCCCCUAUGUACCUCCACACACACACGCACACACACACACAAUCACUUAAGGACCGUUUACACCAAGAAUGAAAACUAUAAGUGCAAUUUUAAAUCCUCAAGCUUUUUAAAGCAAGAUUUUUACGUUUAGAAUGAUUACUAAUACUAAAGCAUUAUUGUUAUUGUUAAAGUCGUCCUACUGCAAUACGAUAACGACAAACUUAACGAUUACUAUUUGUACGUCCCCAUUAUUUCUUACAAGUGUACAUUGCAGUUUUGUCAAUGUUAUUACUUGAUUGUAUGGGCGUUAUCAAUGUUUAUUAGUUAAUAUAUAGGGCCAAUUGGGGACUUCUGCACCUACUGGUAGGCAUAGAAGACUGUUCUCAUCCAUCCACAUGGUUAAUCAGCUAUAGAUGACAUAUGGCUGCUAGCAGAAGUUGCGAAUUAUUUAUUAAAUUUCGCAUAAAUUGUAUAUUAUUAACAUCUACCCCCACCCUAAACCCAACCAUCUCAGUAAUAAGAACACUGAUCUGAAGUCUUCUCUAUUAGUAUAGCUGAUUAACCAUGUGGAUGGCUGAUAACAGCCUUCUGAGCCUACUUGUAGGCGCAGAAGGCCCCUACUGGCCCAAAUCUAUCAGUUGAUAAUCACUGAUAAGUGAAUGAUAACAUUCGAAGCGGGUGGUUUUGUCGUUAAAGUGAUUCCAAUUACAUAAUUUAAUGAUUAAAGUGUGGACUUUUUUUUGCAUUUAAAACUGUCACUAUGUAACAAUUUAUGUUAUAUAAGCAACUGUUUAGGCGGCACAGUGGCUCAGUGGUUAACACUGACACCUCACAGCAAAAAGGUCGCUGGUUCAAGUACCGGCUGGGUCAGUUGGCAUUACUGUGUGGAGUUUGAAUGUUGUCCACGUGUUCGCGUGGGAUUUCCUCCUGGUGCUCUGGUUUCCCCCAGUCCAAAGAUAUGCUCUUUAAGUGAAUUAAAUAAACUAAAUUGACUGUAGUGUAUG
Molecule: messenger RNA, 3438 nt
Organism: Danio rerio (zebrafish)
Lineage: Eukaryota; Metazoa; Chordata; Actinopteri; Cypriniformes; Danionidae
Source: RefSeq, a predicted model, not a curated record